Dunckerocampus dactyliophorus (ringed pipefish) is the source of this 1598-nucleotide messenger RNA. RefSeq names its product class I histocompatibility antigen, F10 alpha chain-like. The transcript is spliced from 9 exons. Gene Ontology annotation, biological process: immune response. Bases 133 to 1209 code for a protein of 358 amino acids. Lineage: Eukaryota; Metazoa; Chordata; Actinopteri; Syngnathiformes; Syngnathidae. The record is from RefSeq and is a predicted model, not a curated record. Gene Ontology annotation, cellular component: external side of plasma membrane.
GUGGCCACACGGGGCGCUCUGAAUGAGGGCGCAUAAAACAGAAAACGCAAGCUACACUUGACAUUACGUCUAAAAUAAGCCACCUCCAUAUCCCUGUCAGAAGAAGGACUAAACUACAAACUCACGCUGAUUAUGAACUUGUUGUCGUUUGUCCUUCUGGCCGUGCAAAUACACAGCGUGGCGCCUGUGAUUCACUCGUUGCAGUAUUUCCGAACUGUGUCCUCUCAAGUUCCAAACUUCCCAGAUUAUGUGGUCGUUGGUUAUGUGGAUGAAGUUGAGAUUGGUCACUACGACAGCAACAACAGGAAAGCAGAAGUCAAACUGGACUGGAUGAACAAGAUCACAGCAGAGGAUCCACAGCACUUGAAGAUACUGACAGAGCUUAGUAUUUUUCGUCAGGACUUCUACAAAAAACGCUUGGAAACUCUUCAGCAGCGCUUCAACCAAACUGGAGGCGUCCACAUUUACCAGAAGAUGUCAGGCUGUGAAUGGAAUACUGAGACUGAUGAGGUUCGUGGUUGGGAUCAGGAGAGUUACGAUGGAGAAGACUUCAUCACUUUGGACAUGAACACAUGGACAUUUACCGCAGCAAAACCACAAGCCAUCCCCAGCAAACAUGAGUGGGAUCAUGAUAGCGUUUAUAUGGACAGCUUAAAGUAUUACUACACGGAGAUUUGUCCUUAUUACUUGAAGAAAUAUGUAAAAUUAGGGAGGAACUUCUUAAUGAGAACAGAGCUUCCAAAGGUGUCUCUCCUCCAGAAGACGCCAUCCUCUCCGGUCAGCUGCCACGCGACAGGUUUCUACCCCAACAUUGCCGCCUUGUUUUGGAGGAAAGACGGCGAGGAGCUCCACGAGGGCGUGGAGCACGGAGAGAUGCUCCCCAACCAUGACGGAACCUUCCAGAUGACGGUGGACCUGACAGUGAAGGUGACAGAUGACAUGGAGGGCAAGUACGAAUGUGUGUUUCAGCUGUCUGGCGUCAAAGAGGACAUUGUGACCAAGCUGGAGAGAGGAAGCAUACUGAGCAAUGCAAGUGAUGAAGACAACUUGAGCAUCACCGCCACAGUGGCGGCCCCUGCUGUGGUUGCCCUCCUGGGGGCCAUCAUCAUCAUCAUCGUCAAGUGUUACAAGAAGAGACAUGCCAAAUACGAUCCAGCUGCUCGUGACGGUGGUGGCGAGCUCUCAGAGAAGAUGGCGGUUGAAGGUUGAGUGCGGCACAGCAGUCGGCACACAGAAUGUGCUGUCAUCUUCUUCCUCCGGGGUCGUUGGUGGAAAACAGACACAAGUCUCCAUCCAUGGGACUUUUGUUAGCUGUGGGACGUUGUCACACCCGGAGAUGGAGAUGUGGAUUGUUCUUCAUCAAACUGCUCCUCGUGUUAUAUAGGGUGUCUUUUUUGGGUGCUUAAGGUUUAGAAAACUGGUUAUAAUCAAAUAUUUUCGCUGGCUUUGGUGAGGUAAGAUCACUCAUACGUAGGUGAAAAUGUUUGUUUUUUUUCCUUUAGCAGGGAACCCUUUUGAUUUGGAUUUUUGUGGAAAAGGCUUCUUUUUGUGUGCAAACCAAUAAAUGGAAUACCAACAAUCAAAACUGCUUCUAUCUG